This is a messenger RNA of Cyphellophora attinorum, 2358 nucleotides long. RefSeq names its product Ribosome-releasing factor 2, mitochondrial. Bases 1 to 2358 code for a protein of 785 amino acids. The transcript has 3 exons. Gene Ontology annotation, molecular function: GTP binding; GTPase activity. NCBI's taxonomy places the organism in Eukaryota, Fungi, Ascomycota, Eurotiomycetes, Chaetothyriales, Cyphellophoraceae. The record is from RefSeq and is a predicted model, not a curated record. Gene Ontology annotation, cellular component: mitochondrion. Gene Ontology annotation, biological process: mitochondrial translation; ribosome disassembly.
AUGCUAUUCUAUGCAGGCCACACGCGAAGGAUCGGCAAUGUCGACGAGGGCUCCACGGUGACCGACUUCUUACCGGCCGAGCGGUCAAGAGGCAUUACGAUUCAGUCAGCUGCGAUAACUUUCGACUGGCCUCCAAACGAUCUCCUUGGCGAUGGGGCAACGCCUUCCCGUAAACCUCACCACGUCAAUCUAAUUGACACGCCCGGACAUGCAGACUUCACGUUCGAAGUACGGAGGUCGAUACGCGUCCUCGAUGGCGCGGUCUGUAUCCUUGAUGGCGUCGCGGGCGUCGAAGCUCAAACCGAGCAAGUCUGGAACCAGGCAGGCGAGUGGAAGAUACCUCGGAUUAUCUAUGUCAACAAGCUCGAUCGCGACGGAGCAGCUUUCGGACGGUCGGUACGAGAAAUCGGACUAAGACUAGAUGUCUGGCCAGCUUUGUGUCAAAUACCUUGGUUCGAGGGUGGCAGGGGCAGCUUCACGGGUGUCGCAGACGUAGUGGCUCUCGAAGCUCUGAAGUACGAUCUCGGUUCCGACGGUACGGCUUUUAAGCGUUUCUCUUUGUCGCACCUGAGCACGAUCGAGCCCAAUCUAGCUGAAGAGCUACGAAGAGCACGAAUUGCACUCGUUGAGCUCCUAAGUGAGCACGACGACGUGCUUGUGGAAGCUUUCUUCGCUGCCAACGAAGAUCAUCUUGCUGUGUCCAGUACAGAUAUACUGCAAAGUCUCCGACGAUGUCUGUUGCGCGAGACGCCGGUCAUCGUACCAGUGUUUGCAGGUGCAAGCUUCCGCAAUAUUGGCGUUCAGCCUCUGCUUGAUGCUGUAAACGACCUUUUCCCUGCACCGGAGGAGCGGAGCGAUCCAGAAAUCAGUAUGGGACCAACCAAGGGCACAUUAUCAGCACUUGUCGCUGGGAAGCUCAACAUUCGAUCAGCCAUCAAAGAUUUCAGGAAGAAAGUCGCAUCUGGCUCUGAGAUCGGCAAGCACCUGCAAGGUUGCGCCCUGGCUUUCAAGGUCGUCAACGACCCUAAGAAGGGCGUUCUGGUGUACAUUCGAGUAUACUCUGGCACUAUCCGUCGGAACGACGUCUUGUACAACACAAACGUCCAAGAGUGGGAGCGUGCAAUGACAUUACUACGUAUGUACGGCUCCGAUUCGGAGCCCGUCGAAAGUGUCCAAGCUGGCCAGAUCGCUGUCAUUGCUGGAUCGAAAUUUCACCGUACUGGAGACACGCUGAUCUGUUACGCUGAACAACACAGAAAGGUGCCACCGGAGCCUGUGAACGAGCUGCAGCUGAGGCCCAUCCAUGUUCCACCGCCUGUCUUCUUUGCUGCCAUCGAGCCGAACAGCCUGAAAGAUGAACGAGACCUGCAUGCUAAGCUGCAACUCUUGCUUCGUGAGGAUCCAAGCUUGUCUGUCAAACAAGACGAGGACACCGGGCAGACGUUGCUCAGCGGUAUGGGAGAACUGCAUCUCGAGAUCGCCCGAGAUAGGCUGGAUGGGCCAAUCACCAUUGGCUACCGCGAGGCUCUCACUGGUCCUUCGAAGGCUGUGCAGAAGAUCUUCGAGAGCGAUAAGUUGGGCAGCAAGGGCAAGGCAGGCUGCACAGCGCAAAUCGAACCGAUAGACGAGAGCCAAAUUAGCAGCGAGCGAUCUCAAAACAGCGUCUCCUUCCACCAAGAUGGAAAUGAGAUAGUAGUUGAAGCGCCAAGCUUGAAUAGCAAGGGAAAGGCUACCACCACGGACGGCGUUGGUCUAGCCCAAGACCUGUUCCAGAAACAAAUUAAGGCGGGCGCCCAAGUCCUGACGCUCAGAGAAAUUCAGACAGCUUUCAGCAACGGUGCUUCAGCAGCAUUAGACCACGAAUGCGGCGUUGUCUGCUGCGGCUCUCUGGCGACAAUUGCGGCUCUCAAGGAUUCUGCAGCAAGGUCGAAAGUCGUCCUCUUGGAGCCUGUCAUGAACGUGGACAUCAGCGUAGAUGACGCCUCGCUUGGCAAGAUCGUCCAGGACAUCUCCUCAAGCCGCGGCGGUCACAUUGUGUCAUUGGGGGAUAAUGAAGCAGAAAAGGCCGAUAAUGAUUCUGCCAAAUUGAUUGACGUGGAGAGAAUCUAUGCCCCGAAGGACCCCUUUGAAUCUUCGGGCUCGGGUCCGGCUCUGGGCGACCACCAAGUCACCAAUAUUCAGCGCACCGUCACUGCGAAGGUGCCGCUAAAAGAGAUGGUCGGCUACCUGAAGCAUCUCCGAAGCAUGACUGGUGGGAGGGGAACUUUUGUUAUGACUGUCGAUCGAUUCGAACGCGUCACAGGAGUCCGCGAGAAGAUGUUGAUGCAGGAAUUGCGAGGUGGCGCGACGAAGCAAUAA